Pangasianodon hypophthalmus (striped catfish) is the source of this 10551-nucleotide messenger RNA. RefSeq names its product CASK interacting protein 2 (gene caskin2). The coding region runs from base 2201 to 5968 and encodes 1255 amino acids. Gene Ontology annotation, molecular function: protein binding. The transcript is spliced from 21 exons. Lineage: Eukaryota; Metazoa; Chordata; Actinopteri; Siluriformes; Pangasiidae. The record is from RefSeq and is a predicted model, not a curated record.
CUAGGUCAUUUCCCAUUAUGAAAUAAAACAUUUUUUCUCAGCUGGGAGAUGCUAAGCUACAUUCACAUUCAAAUCAUUUGUCAUUUUAAUCACAUGUAAAUAUUUUCCAGUCCACUGUAUUAAAAUACUGUACUCUGAUAUCUGCUAGCCUCAAGGGAGUGCAAUGAAAAAUGUUCCAUAUAUGAUGUUCUUUUUUUUUUUUUUUUUAAAUCUACCAAGGAAGUACUACGUUAAAUAGCUUUUGUAGAUUUUUGAAAUGCUAUCUGCUGACAUUUCAUGUUUUAUGUCAUUGUAAUUGCCUAACAUUUAUCACAGUCUAAUAUAUUAUUCUGAUAUUGUAUCAAAUAAUAUUACUUUGUACAUGUAAAGCUUCUUGUUUCCUAAACAAACCCUGAUUGCAUCUUAUUAUGGAUUCAGCUUAGAUAAAUAGAUCACGGCAGUAAAUAUAAUGACUGUGUAGUGUAUAUGUAAGCGAUAUGGGCUGACGAAGUGUCCUGAUAUAAAAGCUGUGUAACACCAAAAUCCAAAGGGGAAGCUUGUUUCCUUGAACAAGAAUGUUAUUUUCGGAUUUCAGGACAUUUAUUGGGUGUUAUCUUGCUUAUUCAAAAGCUCAGGUCUGUACAUGUUUUACCUAGUCAUAACUGAAUUAUAUGAAAAUCAUUGUUAUUUCAUGUAGCUGACUUUGUGUCACACCCACUGGUUAACAUUUACAACUCAACUGUUGCAUAAAUAUAGGCUUAACCUUAACUGUUAUUUACACUCUUUGCCGUGUUUACAUUCCAACGUGAUUCCAAAAUGUGCUAUGAGGAACAAUAUUUAGAGCUGAGAUUACAUUUUUUGACUGGAUAUACUUCUCUCCUAUUUCAUAGGAAUCACAAUUUAAGGAUUUAAUGCGCACCCAUGAUCUGAAAAGAGACCUUCUCAAGUCUCAGUAACAUCAUCAAACGAUUAUUGGCACAUGCAGAAACAUGCAUAGAGAAAACUAAAAAUGCAAAACAGACAAUUUUAUACCCUUAGGUCACAAUGAAGAAUACAAGGAAGAUGAAUUUACAGCAACAAGGCAUUUAGUGUGUUAGGUUUCCUAAAUAUAUUAUAACAAGUAACAAAAAUGGUAAAAUAGUCCACUUUCACCUUUUCACGUAUUUGUAGUGCUACAGCUUGUGAGUACAGUCACAUGAUCUCAAUAUAACACCUGUUCCUUGUAGAACCCAGAGUUAUUUAGAGAACAUACCUAAACGAACAGCAUGAUGAACACCAAUGAAGCGCUGUCAAAACAAGUCUGGGGCAAAGUUCUGGAAAAUUAUCAAUUAGGGUUUGGUUAUAAAAAAUAUCCUAAACUUUGAACAUUCUGCAUUAUAUCCAUUAUUUAAACGGUAUGGAGGGCAUUAGUCAGAGAAGCAACCAAGACGCUAAGCGUAACUCUCAAUAUGAUGCUACCAUCACCGUGCUUCACUGUAUAUAUUCUUUAAUAGCAUGUUUGUCUUUAUAACAUCCUUCAAACUUUGCUUAUCCUCUGGACAGUUUUGGAUCUUUUGGAUACCAUUUUUCUCUUUGUAAUUAAUUGUAAUAUUCACCCCCAUUUUUCUUAAUGCAUGUUAAAAAUCAGAUUGUGUCAUCAGUUUUAUAAGGUUCUAUCUGCCACGUAAUAAUUACUAAUGAAAGAACCCUGUAACACUAUGGUCAUGAAACCAAGACCAGGAGGAUCUACUUUUUAAAGUAUUUCCUUUUCGUUUUGAAUUGUUGACUUGUUUUAGGCCUCACCUACUUUUUUUUUUUUACCCACUUUUCAUUUUGAUGCUAUUUUUUUUUCUUGUUUGUAAAAUACAUGUGCAAGUUUCUUUUUCUUCAAUUUUAAAAAACCACAAGGGUGCAAAUUUUGGAAUCAGCAAUAGCUGGGUCAGUCCACAGCUCACAGAGAUUUAUUUAUGAUACACUGUAUGCCAAACAAUGUAGGGUGGAAGAAUUUGUUGCAUUUUGGGUUUUUACUCCCACCAGAUUUUGGAAGGAAGAAAUGAAUAUAGAGGCACAGUGUUUCUUCAGUAUGCGUGAGGAAGAGGAAGAGGGAAGUUGGAAGCCAGAGUCUGGUUGUGAAGAGGCUAAUGCAGGAUAUGGAAGAGUGUUUGAGCAAGUGUGGAUCUGAGAAGGGGGGUUUGAUGACUGGAGUAAGUGGAUGACUGAGUGAGGCCUUGGAGUAGACAGGAUGGGGCAGGUGGCUGUGUGUGUGCUGACUGAGUUACUCAGCUCGACAAAGAAACUGAACAUCAACUACCAGGACACAGAUGGGUUUUCGGCUCUGCAUCAUGCGGCCCUCACAGGCACCACGGACCUGCUGUCUCUGCUUCUGGACGCCCAGGCUACAGUAGACAUCAAGGACCGCAAUGGAAUGCGACCGCUUCACUAUGCUGCAUGGCAAGGAAAAGCCGACUCUGUCCUGAUGUUGCUGAGAGCUGGAGCUUCUGUUAACGGAGCAUCACAGGAUGGACAAAUCCCUCUGCACCUGGCUGCUCAGUAUGGACACUACGAUGUGUCUGAGAUGCUUCUCCAGCACCAGUCCAACGCCUGUAUGGUCAACAAGGCCAAGAAGACCCCACUGGACCUGGCCUGUGAGUUUGGCAGACUAAAGGUGGUGCAGCUGCUGUUGAGCAGUAACAUGGUGGUGGCUCUACUGGAGGGCAACGGGAGAGAUAACACACCCCUACACCUCGCCGCUCGCAACGGCCACAAGGACAUCAUCAGGCUGCUCCUGAAAGCGGGAAUUGAUAUCAACAGAACCACCAAAGCUGGAACGGCGCUUCACGAGGCUGCGCUCUACGGCAAAACCGACGUCGUCAAGCUGCUAUUGGACGCUGGGAUCGAUGUGAACAUCCGGAACACGUAUAACCAAACGGCCCUGGACAUCGUGAACCAGUUCACCACGUCCCACGCCAGCAAAGACAUCAAACAACUGCUCCGAGAAGCCUCAGGAGCAAUGCAGGUGAGAGCUCUAAAGGACUACUGGAACCUCCACGACCCUACAGCUCUGAACAUACGUGCUGGAGACGUCAUCAUGGUUUUGGAGCAGCACGUAGACGGACGUUGGAAAGGACACAUCCAUGACAGUCAGAGAGGCAUCGACCGUGUGGGAUACUUCCCUCCGUCCAUCGUGGAGGUCAUAACCCGGAGAUCAGGGGGCUUCCUCUCUCGUCAGGCCUCACUGCCCAGCCAAAGACAUCACACCCUAGCCAGAGCUCCGCCCCCCUCCAGCCCACGCCCCGCCCCCCAUACCGACGACUCUUACACCCUGUAUUCACCCACUCAUCCCAACUCACCACGCCAAAACGGCCUGAACCAGCAGCCAGGUUCUCCUCCCGACAGUCCCAGUGCCUUGUGUAUUCCAGCUAGUUCCAAAGAGCCAGAGGAUAUUUGGGUCCUCAGGAGCUCUUUCACUGGAGACAGGAACAGUGUUGGGAGCGCAGGCAGUGUAGGGAGCAGUCGUAGCGCUGGCAGUGGACAGAGCACUGAGGGCAACUUUACCCACAAUGCACAGCAUCACACCAGCACCACUGCACAGGACAUCAACAAGGUCUUGCCCUCUGGUGGUGAAGUGGUAGAACAGCAUGGCCUGGCUUCUGAUGUCAUCAACCCUGAGCCUCCAGGUCGCAGGCCGGAUCAGAACAGCUCCAGAGCUGGUGAACCAGCUGUCAGGCCACAUGUUGUCCGUCCAGAGCAGUUACUGGAGGGCAAGGAUGCCGAAGCUAUCUUCCAGUGGCUGCGUGAGUUUCAUCUGGAGCAGUACACUACAAACUUCCUCACAGCUGGUUACGAUGUGCCUACCAUUAGCAGAAUGACCCCUGAGGAUCUCACAGCCAUUGGUGUCACUAAGCCAGGUCAUCGCAAGAAGAUCUCCACUGAGAUCAGCAAACUGAACAUCCCAGAGUGGCUACCAGACUACAUUCCCGCUGACAUCGGUGAAUGGCUUGGUACCAUUGGACUUGCUCAGUACCAGAAAAGGCUAGCAGAGAAUGGCUACGACUCCAUUAACAUUGUGCGAGACAUUACAUGGGAGGAUCUGCAGGAAAUUGGCAUCAAUCAGCUGGGCCACCAGAAAAAGAUGAUGCUUGCAGUAAAGAAACUUUGUGAUAUGCAAAAGGCUUUGAGGAACCAAGCAGAGGGCAAUGGGACACUGCAGAGAAGGAGACACCCUCCCACCCUGGAGCUGGUGGCUAUCGAAUCGGCCGACAGUGCUGAUGGCCCUUCCUCACCACUCUCACCCAAGAUGCUCACCUUCCAGGAUAGUGAGCUAAGCACUGAGCUGCAGAAUGCUAUGAUUCAGAGUGGCUAUGGUGGCUGCCCAGAAGGGUUUGGUGCUGUGCUAAGUGGAACAACGACCGUGUCUCUGAGUCAAGAGAGUAUCAGUACACGCUCACGGGGCACUGGGCACUCACAGGAAUGGCCUUUGACUUCUGUAACUCCCCACAGCCAUUCAAAUGAAAGUUUGGGCAGCUCAGACUGCAGUGCCCUCAAGGAUUACCCAGUUCUGCCUGCCAAGAUGGCACCACCAUUACCUCUAAAGAAGCAGCAGUCCACACGUGGCAGCCCACCAAUAACACCAAGCAAGACGGCUCGAUUAGCCUACCCUGCUGCCAACCCUGGAAUCUCCACAAAACCAGAUGGUUCCUCCAUCCAGAGAGGAUUUAACUACCUCCAAAACAUCAAUUCAGAUCAGUCUUGCACUGCUCAAUCCAGACCCAGUGGUGAGAACCGGCAUCCAAAGAAGCGCACACAAAGCCUGUCACGGUAUGCCCUCUCUGAUGGGGAAGGAGAAGAAAAUGAAACACCAGUAUUACCACCCAACCUGGUCUCGUAUGCUACACUCACACGCAAGCCUGGUCGUGGUCAAACAAUUGCUGCUGCCAAUGAUAGGCAGGUGGGUCGGACUCAAUCCUUUGUGAUACGUGCCAAGAGGAAGGGACCACCCCCACCUCCUCCCAAGCGGCUGAGCUCUGCCUCGAGUGCAGGAAAUAGUGGUGGAGUGGAAAUCGAGAGUGCUGGGAGUGUUCGUAUCAUUGCAGCCAGGCUGGAAAAGAGUGGAGAAAGCCCCAGUAAGACCCCCAGCAGCCCCUCAUUCAAAUCUCCCUCACCUGCCACCCAAUUUAAAACUAUAAGCAUUCAGAGAGAGACAACCAGUGAAGUCUCUCUAAGUCAAACUGGUCAUGCAGAGCUCAGUGGAGUAAAACCUGAGGAGCAAGACGUGAAGCUUCAGCCAAGCCAAGAGCAUACACCUGCUAUGUCACUUCAGGGAACUUUGUGUGAAAGCAUUCCAUUUGCUCAAGAGGGCAAAGGGACCAUAAAGCAACGGCCAAGAAUGGAAGUGGCUAAAAUGGACACUGAAGUCAGCUUCCAACCACUGAAACCUGCUCAGCUGCCUAAAUCAUCCAUAAAAUUACCAGAGUUCAAUCUGAAGGAGUCAGACACUGUCAAGAGGAGGCAUAAACCCAGAGAAAAGGAACUGCAGAUCACCAGUCAGGACACACUCCCAGGAAGGGAGAGUUCCUCUGAGGCUGAGAAGAUCUCAUUCUACAUGCCAAAUGGUGGACCAAUAGGGAAUCUCUUUCCACAGAAACCUCCAACACCCUGCAAACCAACACGGCAUUCCGCCGCAGCCCCAUUGGUUGUAGGUGGACCUCCUCAUAUUGUGCCAACCAGGAUGGGGCAGGACAUUGCCUUCACUGUGUCCUCUCCAAUAAGAAGAGAGUGUCCAACUAUCAGUGGACCCCAGGACCAAAAACAAGAUGAAUUUGUCCACCACAGAAUAGAGCAGACCAGCACUUCCCUGGUGGCAGCUCUUGAAGUGGUGGAAAGGAAUUUAGCUCAGAAGGAUCAGACUGACAGUGGAGUUUACACUGUGAGAUCAGCGGGUAACAUUCUGGAUGACAUCGGGAACAUGUUUGAUGAUCUUGCUGACCAGCUGAAUGCCAUGUUGGAUUGACCCCAUUCUUUCAUAUUGUACGAUUUGUGCACCAUCUUUGGGGGGACAGUCUUUUUGACAGAUCUCUAGAAAAUCUUCAGGUCCCUCCAGUUACUGCUUCUGAGUGAUGCUUUCCUUCUGGAUGGUCAAUAAAUGACUGGAUUCAAGAUGCCAUGCAGCUAUAGACUGUGCACUUGCAAUUGGAGAAGAGAGACUGAGAUGAGAGACCCAUCAGAGGUGAGCUUAGUUGCUCUGUUGGCUCACUCAGACAGGGUGUGGUCAUUUUGCUCCUGCCAGAACUUCAUAGCACUUACUGUUUACUGUGUCCCAGAUUUGUGAGGAGAGGUUUUCAUUUCCUGUUGCACACAGGGAAAAAGCUAGUGUCUCAUUUCUGCUUUAUUCAGGCCCUAAAGUGCACAUCACAUCAUUUGUUAUACUGCUGUAUAACAGCAUGAUUGCUACUACUUUUAUGUGUGUUUAAAGAUUGCUAGAGUCUUCUCUGAUGAAAGUACCAUAUUUUCCAGACAAUAAUUCACUUCAGAAUACUACCAUCCUUCCAAACAAAUUCAUUACAUAGCAGUGUUUAAUGCAAAAACCUUCUAAUUUACUAAGUAGCUUUUGUUUGUCUGAUCACUGCUGUUAUGAUGAUACUCAUUUUCUCUAACACUGCUAUGUGAUUUUCACUGUUAUGUUGGUGGUAAACUAAAGGCAGUGUAACUGCUUAUAACCAUCCAUAACUACUGUAAAAACACUAACAAAUGGGUAAACUCCCAUAAGAGCCUAAAAAGAACAUCAUAAAUACAGUACAAAUUGUCACACUACUGUCAUUGAUGUCAUACAGAAAAAUGAAGCGUACUGGUACAGCAAAAACUUUAACAAAAGGGCAAAUCAUCAUAAUUGCUGGCUUACCUUGCCUGCCAUAAAAAUGUACACACACACACACACACACACACACACACACACACACACACAAAAAAAACCAGCCAAACUUCCGUAAUGGCUGAAUUACCAUGCUUACUAUACAAACCCUAAAAUAAGGUAGCACACAUAAAAAACAGCAUAAAAAAUAAAAACCUGUAACAAAAGAGCAAUCCAUUGUAACCGCUAGAGUAGCAUUCCUACAGUCAACUACAGUAAUCACUGUAGUAGCAAAACAAAAAAAUUUGCCAGAUUACUAUAAGUGCUGGAGUAUUUUGCCUACAAUAAAACCAUAAAUACCUUUUGGCCAAACUACUACAACUGCUAGAGCAGCGUGUCUACUUUAAAAACACUAACAAAUGAUCAAUGAAUUAUAACUGAUGGAGCAGCAUAUCCUACCAUAAAAACACUACAAAAUGGGAAACCAUAAUUUCUACAGUAGCGUGCCUACUGCAUGGGCAAACAACCUUAACUGCUAUCAUCAGAAUAAUAACAAAUGCCUAAACAACUGAACAACUGCUAUCAUAGUACGUCUAUCAUAACACUACCGUAAUUACUAGAGAAGCAUGGCUACUGUAAAAACACUACAACAUGGGUAAACAAUUGUAUGUACUAAAAUAGAACACGUAAAAUAAGAAUACUAAAAAUGGUCAAACUACUGUAACUGCUGUCUUACAGUACAUCUAUGAUAUAAAGACACCAUAAUCUACCAUAAUUGUUGGAGUAGCAUGCCUACAGUAAAAACACUAAAAAUGGAAAACUACCAUUGCACUGACAAUUAGGCAAAUGACCGUAAUCUAAAUAAAUAGAAAGCCUGCCUUAAAAACCUUUUAUUAAGAUGAUGCAAAAAUGAUACAUGUCAAUUUGCUGUACCUGUUUGAGGGAAAUAAACACUUUAUUUUUUUCUUAAAAAGAAAAUAAGUACCAAAGCCCAGAAUCUGGUAAAAUGUGAGUAAUGAUGCGUAAGUGCUGAGAUUUCUAAUAGCACAUAAACUCUAUGGACCAAAUUUGUCAGACACUGACUGCAGAAUUAGGACCAAUGCUUUAUUUGCACAAUUACUGGUAACACUUAAAAUGAAACCUGCAUUCAAAUGAAUUUAUAACACCUCAUAUAGCAUACAUGAUACCUUAUAAUGUCAACAACUGAUUGAUAACAAUUAUUAAUUGACAAUAGCAUGAUCCUUUUUAUUAAUUAAAGAACAACACAUCAUAGCUGUCAGUUUAAAGCUACUUUUAAUGUUGAGCACAAAGCACGUUAGUAUCACUUACAUUACAGGAACUAUAAAGAGUCAUUCUCCAAGCAGCCUCACUUUUUCUCUCUCUUGGAGUUAAUGAAAUUCAAACAUGCAGGUUGCCAUGUUACUAAGAAAGCAGCAAAGUGUGAAGACUUUCCAGUGGUGGAAAACCUACUGACUGUUACAAACUGACACUGGAGACUGCUUCCAUAAAUGUUCCAUAAAACAUCUCCUAAUACAGUAGAAACUUCACCACAUCAACAGCCAUAUAUUUUUCUUCACUGAACAAUGUUUUUUAAAUUCCUUUUAUUAUUAGCUUUAGAUUAUGUAGCGCGUCUGCCAUACAAGGCCCUAUGAAUGAGUUGUUACUAUAGAAACGAUCACAUAUUAGAACGAAAGCUUUAAUAUAAACCCUGCCAUUUCUGUUACAGUUUUAAAGUUGUUAUAGUGUUAGGCACAUAACUGUACCCAUCACAAACAUUUAUACACAUUUAUGUUGGGUAUUAUGAGGUAUUAUGUAUGCGAUAUAUAACAUUUUAUAAAUGUCUUUAUAAUGCAUAAUGAAUACAUGAUUCAUCAUAAGUGUUACCCAACUAUCUAUAAUGAAUAUUAUUGUAAAUAAAAACAAGCAACAAACAGCACAUUCAUAUGACCCAGAGAUUCCCAGUAUGAGUUGUUAAUAGUGUUAAUAACGAAUAGUCAUAGUUUUUUAUAGCAAGAGAAAGUAUUGAUAGCACUGAAUGCAUGUAUAGUGUUUCUGUUUGCAUCCUUCACUCGUAAUGCCGAUGAAAUGGAAAUUUCAGUUGGAGUUUGCUAGAUCUUCAUUUCAUAAAGGGCCAUAUUCAGAUUUGAGUUAAGCAUGGUCUUAAUAUUUAAUAAUUUAGAAAAUCAUAGGAUGUGCUGGAUAAAGUACAAUUUUAUAAGCUGCUAAAUAAUGAGGGUAAAAGCAAUAUUGUUAGACUAAACCCAAUUUACAGUGAUUAAUUUGAUAAUUACAACUAGGACUACUCAUGCAGUGAUAUACUAGCAGUAUACUAGACAUACUAGAUGUUUAUUAUAUUAUUAAAUGUCUGCCAUCUUCUUAUUUAUAUAUCAUCAUAUUUGUCUUUUUUGAUUUUUCUUUGAUAAAUUCUUUUGCUUUGAUUUUCCAUUGUAUUAUGUUUGCCUGGAAAAAAAAUUCUAUUUCCUUCUUCAGUCAGUAUUUUCUAGCCCUGGGGCUUAAGGGAAAGGGCUUAUGUUUAAAGACUCUGGUCUAGAUGCUAUAGGAAAACCCUGUCAUGGACACUUAAGGAAAAUCUGGCAAGCUCAGAGGUGUCACCUACACGCAGGUGAUUUCCAUAAAUGUGGAGCCCAGAAAAUCAGCUUAAGCAGGUGCAUAACCGGACUCUGAAGACCAGGAGUGUUCCCUGUGUAAACAUUGACAUAACCUUUUAAACUUAAGUCACCAACUCUGAAUAUGGCCCAUAAUUAUGAAAUAUAAUCAUAACCACAGAACCACUUUUUCUAAGAGCAAUGUACUAAACACAGUUUAACCAAAAAGAGGUAAUACAUUCAGUUGCAUUACUGUUGAAUUUCAACACACUAAAGAAAUAGUUAAUCAAAUAUGCUUAUAAAUUUUAUUUUGCUACUCUUGUUGUCUUUGCACUGUAUAUCUACUGUAUGCACUAUACUGUAUUUAUUCUAGCUUUUAUUUUAGAUGAUUGUAUACUCUGCAUGUACAGUACAAGCUAGCUUACCAAUACCUGACUGAAAAAAAAGAAUUUUGUUAUAUUUGUGUAAUGUUUUGAUAUAACUUACUCAGCCCAACAGAGCCAAAUAUAGAUCUGAUUGCAGGAGGAAUAAAGCUUCCUAAACUUGCAUGUUUUUAUGUAUAAGAAUGUCAGUGGUUAUAGAUUUUAUAUAUCAUUUACAUUUUUAAUCAGUUUUACAAAAGCAGCCACUCAACUGAUGUUUUAGCAUAUGGUUAGUGUAUAAAUACUGUAUGCUACUCUGUAAAAGUUUUGACAGUCAACUUCAAAAUUAUCGGCACCCAUCGGUUCUCAUGAGGAUGAUUUUUUUUUGUUAGAUGGAAAUGAAAUGCUUUCUGCAAUUAUUUGAGUGGAAACAUUGUACGUUAGGUGUAUUUGAUUUUCAAGGAUUUUACAAGGAUUUCUUUUGCCUGUUAUUUUAAAGGGUGCCAAUAAUUCUAAAGCUGGCUGUGAAUCCUGUGGCAUGGUCUCCUGGUCAGUGCUACAUGGUCAGCGCUGCUGGCAUGGUCGAGUCAGUACUAAGGCAAACACAGAAUUAGCAAUGUGUGUGCUUGUGUAUCAGUGUGUGACCAUAAAACUGACUGCUGUUUGAAGAAGAAAGCAGCUCAAACACUAUUUAAUAAAAUAAAUUAAAUAAUCAUGAUCAAUACCUUGUUUUUGUAAAAGAAUUUAUUUGUAAAUAAAGCAUGCCCUGAUAAACUCA